Molecule: messenger RNA, 441 nt
Organism: Microthlaspi erraticum
Lineage: Eukaryota; Viridiplantae; Streptophyta; Magnoliopsida; Brassicales; Brassicaceae
Source: the annotation of a GenBank genome assembly
AUGGAGAAGUUCCCGAACAGCCAAGCUCGUUACCUAAAGAAGAUAUGCUCAGAUCACAGUCCUCUCAUUACGAGCAUGAUGGGUGAAAACUGGAGGAAAUGGGCAAGCUUCAAAUUUGAUCAGAGAUGGAUCAAGAGAGAAGGGUUCCGACAAGUAGUAGAGGAGAGUUGGAGGAACCAAAGAAGAGAGCCUAACAGAACAAUGACAGAAAAGAUAUCAGCAUGUCGGAAAGAAAUAUCCCUUUGGAAAAGAAGGAAUAAGCCUGCUUCGUCAAUCAGAAUCCAGAAGCUCCACCAUGAAAUCAAUCAAACACUUCAACAAGACAAGCUGAAUGAAGGGGAACUUCAGAGAUUACGAAAGGAGAUCAAUGAAGAAUACAGAAACGAGGAGACCUUCUGGAAGCAAAAAAAGCAGAAUGGAUUGGCUCAAGACUGGAGAUAA